AGACGACAAAGGAAGGAGUCUUUCCGUGUGUUCAAGAAGUAUAUCUCUCUAUCCAUGGCGGAUGCACGCGGUGAUGAUCUAGCUGAAUCGCUAAAGAAUCUCUUCACGAGUGUAUCAUCCAUGGUGAAAUCCGAGCUCCAGGGAACGAACAAUCAGCUGGAUCUGUUGGAGAAGAUGAACCUGAGAGUUGCGGCGGAGUACGAUGAUCUGGGUGACGUGGCGGCUGGGCUGAGAGUUUUCGCGGAGCAGAUGAAGUCGAAAAGUGGAGGCUUGGAUGAGUUCGUGGGACAGAUGGACGCGAUCGAGAAACAAGUGUCGGAGUUUGAAGCUGUUAUCUCUGUUCUCGAUCGGUACGUGUCUGUCCUAGAAUCCAAAGUCCGAGCUGAGUGUCGGAAUCAUCAACAUCAUCGUCGGUCUAAUGAGACUGUUACAGAAUGAUUCACCAUUGUAAUAACUAUUAAGAGUUAUCCGAAAUGUUACUGAAACUUUGUUUUCCUUUUAGUUUUAAGUUUAACCAAACUGUAAUUGGAUUGACCAAACUCGUUUCCUUGUGUCUGAACCAAACUAUAGUUGUUGCUUUUUAUGAACUAGCCAAAGAACAGCUCUAUCUUGUCUC
Brassica napus (rape) is the source of this 616-nucleotide messenger RNA. Its product is annotated as biogenesis of lysosome-related organelles complex 1 subunit 2-like. The record is from RefSeq and is a predicted model, not a curated record. The transcript has 2 exons. NCBI's taxonomy places the organism in Eukaryota, Viridiplantae, Streptophyta, Magnoliopsida, Brassicales, Brassicaceae. Bases 55 to 438 code for a protein of 127 amino acids.